AUGGACGCCCUCAAGAGGAAGUUCAUCCUCCUCAAGAAUCACGCGAAACCAACGGGUGACCCCGAAUGUCCCGUCAAGGUGAAGCGAGCGAAGCGCAUUCAGCGUGAGAUCGACCAGUCGGUCUCGGUGAUGUCACUGGAUGUCGGUUGCGACGAAGAUGAAAACGACGACGAUACGGACCCUCCGGUCCCGGCCCAAGAAGACGACGAAGAUGUCGGACGAACCGGACUGCAACAGACGGAGUUGCAGUCCUUGAGCGUGACCUUGAAGCGCCAAUUCGACCAAGGAGACCCGACAGCGAGAUUAUUGUCCUACACGGCGAAGAAGCGGCGCUCGAUCGACAAGUAUAUUAACGGCGCUGCCGAGGCCGACACGAAGGCUUCGUCGGACAUGAUGACGAUGAUCUUACUUAUGGACGAGCGGUCGGCAAAGCGAGAAGAAAGCCGGAUUGAGCGUCAAGAAAAGUACGACCGGGAGCGCGAAGAGCGUGAUGCGAGACGUGAAGAACUACACAUUCUUCUGAUGGGGAAGAUGAUGGGACAGCACCAAAAGUAA
Molecule: messenger RNA, 555 nt
Organism: Aphanomyces astaci
Lineage: Eukaryota; Oomycota; Saprolegniomycetes; Saprolegniales; Verrucalvaceae
Exons: 2
Coding region: 1-555 (184 amino acids)
Source: RefSeq, a predicted model, not a curated record